Ctenopharyngodon idella (grass carp) is the source of this 3760-nucleotide messenger RNA. It is a transcript of the gene polr1b, whose product is annotated as RNA polymerase I subunit B. The transcript is spliced from 15 exons. Lineage: Eukaryota; Metazoa; Chordata; Actinopteri; Cypriniformes; Xenocyprididae. Gene Ontology annotation, molecular function: DNA binding; DNA-directed RNA polymerase activity; ribonucleoside binding. Gene Ontology annotation, cellular component: nucleus; RNA polymerase I complex. The record is from RefSeq and is a predicted model, not a curated record. Bases 60 to 3458 code for a protein of 1132 amino acids. Gene Ontology annotation, biological process: DNA-templated transcription.
AGUUAUGCGCUCUGUUGCCGAAAUCACGUUGACAAGCACGCACGUGUGUGCACAGCAGCAUGGAUCUCUCCAAGUGGUGUAAUCUAAAGUCCGAACCGAGUUUAAAGCAUUUGACAGAGGCAGGGUUCGGUGUCCCGAAAAACAAACAGCACGUGCCCGUACAGGAGCUGGUGAAGGCGCACAUUGAUUCGUUUGAUCAGGCAGUUACUGAUGGAUUAUGUCGGGUUGUGGAGGGCAUUCCUCCGUUGGAGUUCAUGUACAAGGGAGACAGAGUCAGUCUGUCUUUUGUAGAGGCCAUCAUUCAACCGCCAGCGAUUGCUAAAGGAGGAAUCAGCAGAGAUGUGCGGGUGUUCCCUGCCGAGUGCAGAGGCAGGCGCUGCACAUACAAGGGGAAGCUAGUGGCGGAUGUGAGCUGGUCUAUUAAUGGCAUUCCCAAAGGAAUCAUCAGACAGGCUCUGGGACAGCUGCCAAUCAUGGUCAAAUCGAAACUAUGCAACCUUCAUGGUCUCUCACCCAAAGAACUCAUCGAGCAUCACGAAGAAGCUGAGGAAAUGGGCGGUUAUUUUCUGGUGAAUGGCAUAGAGAAGGUGAUUCGUCUUCUGAUCAUGCCAAGGAGGAACUAUCCCAUCACCAUAUCAAGACCAAAGUUUAAGACCAGAGGACCAGGCUACACUCAAUACGGUGUUACAAUGCAUUCUGUAAGGGAUGAACACACAGCCGUUAAUAUGAAUCUUCACUACCUGGAAAAUGGAACAGUGAUGGUGAAUUUUAUAUACCAGAAAGAGCUGUUCUUUCUUCCCUUGGGCUUUGCACUGAAGGCUCUAGUGGAUUACUCGGACUACCAGAUCUUCCAGGAGCUGAUUAAAGGUCGAGAGGAGAACUCUUUCUUUAAGAGCUGUGUCUCAGAAAUUCUGCGUGUUGUCAUGGACCAGGGCUGCACCACUAAAGCCAAGGUGCUCCGUUACCUGGGCGAGCGUUUCCGGGUCAAACUCAACCUCCCAGAGUGGUACACUCACGAGCAGUGCGCUCACUUCCUGUUAGAUGAAUGUCUGUGUAUUCACCUGAAGUCAGAUGUGGAGAAGUUCUACAUGUUGUGUAUGAUGACACGGAAACUCUUCAGCUUUGCCAAGCAGGAGUGUAUGGAGGAGAACCCUGACAGUCUGAUGUUCCAUGAAGUUCUCACACCAGGCCAGAUCUACCUCAUGUUCCUGAAAGAGAGAAUGGCAGGCUGGCUAGUGUCGGUGAAAUAUGCCUUGGAAAAGAGAAGUGAAAAACUGGGAGUGCUGACUGCAGAUACUUUGACCAAAGGCUUCAACAUGGCUACAGAUCUCACUAAAGCCUUCGAGUAUAUGUUAGCCACAGGAAACCUCCAGUCCAAGACAGGUCUGGGCUUGCUGCAGAACUCCGGACUGUGUGUCGUAGCAGAUAAGUUGAACUUCAUCCGUUACCUGUCUCAUUUCCGGUGCGUGCACAGAGGAGCCAGCUUCGCUAAGAUGAGGACCACAUCUGUGCGGAAGCUGCUGCCAGAGUCUUGGGGUUUCCUGUGUCCGGUACACACUCCUGACGGAGAACCAUGCGGCCUUAUGAACCACAUGACAGCCCAUAGUGAGAUUGUGACACAGGUGCAUCCCACAACCACCCUGCCUGCCCUGCUGUGCUCUCUAGGAGUGACUGCUGUAGACGGUACCCCCAGUCAGCCGUAUUCAGACUGUUAUCCCGUCAUACUGGACGGGGCCAUGGUUGGCUGGGUGGAAAAAGAAGUGGCGCCCUCAGUCAUCGAAUCUCUUCGCAGAUUUAAGGUGCUGGGAGAGAAAAAAGUGCCGCCCUGGACUGAGAUUGUUCUGGUUCCUCAGACGGGUAAAGCCAGCUUGUACCCAGGCCUUUAUCUGUUCACCACACCCUGUCGCAUGGUGCGGCCCGUCCGGAACCUUGGCCUGGGCAAACAGGAGCUUAUUGGCACCUUUGAACAGGUGUUCCUGAAUGUGGGCAUCUUCGAGGAAGAGUUAGAGGAGGGAGUGACCACACAUCAAGAGCUGUUUCCUCACAGCAUGUUGAGCGUGGUGGCAGAAUUCAUCCCUUUCUCUGAUCACAACCAGAGCCCCAGAAACAUGUACCAGUGCCAGAUGAGUAAACAGACCAUGGGCUUCCCGCUGCAUUCAUACCAAGACCGAUCCGACAAUAAACUGUACCGUCUGCAGACCCCCCAGAGUCCUCUGGUCAGACCCUCGAUGUACGACCACUACAACAUAGACAAUUACCCUAUUGGCACCAACGCAAUAGUUGCUGUCAUUUCUUACACUGGCUACGAUAUGGAAGAUGCUAUGAUCGUCAAUAAGUCCUCAUGGGAGCGUGGCUUUGCUCAUGGUUCUGUUUAUAAGACCGACAUCAUAGAUCUGGCUGAAAAGUUCAAAGGUGAAAUCGACAUUGUGUUUGGGGUGAAGCCAGGUGACCCCAAAGUAAUGGACAAACUGGAUGCAGAUGGAUUGCCAUUUAUCGGCUCCAUGCUGAAGUAUGGAGAACCUUACUACAGCUACAUCAAUCUCAUUACCGGCCAGAGUCAUGUGGUCUUUUUCAAGUACCAGGAGAGCUCCAUUGUGGACAAUAUCAAGGUGUGCAGCAAUGACGCCGGCACUGGCCUUUUCAAGCGCGUUUGCAUCACAACCCGCAUUCCCAGGAACCCCACCAUCGGAGACAAGUUUGCCAGUAGACACGGUCAGAAAGGAAUCCUGAGCCGUCUGUGGCCCGCGGAGGACAUGCCCUUCACCGAGAGUGGUAUGAGCCCGGACAUCCUGUUCAACCCUCAUGGCUUCCCCUCUAGAAUGACCAUCGGAAUGCUUAUCGAGAGCAUGGCUGGAAAAUCUGCGUCCCUCCAUGGCCUGUCUCACGACGCCACACCCUUCAGGUUCUCUGAGAAAAACUCUGCAUUGGAGCACUUUGGCAAGAUGCUGAAAGCAGCAGGAUACAACUUCUACGGAACGGAGAGGCUCUACUCCGGCAUCAGUGGCUUGGAGCUCGAGGCAGACAUCUUUAUCGGGGUGGUUUACUACCAGCGCUUGCGUCACAUGGUCUCCGACAAGUUCCAGGUGAGAACUACAGGAGCAAGAGAUAGAGUGACCAAUCAGCCAGUGGGAGGGAGGAACAUCCAGGGAGGAAUCCGGUUUGGAGAGAUGGAACGGGAUGCUUUGCUGGCUCACGGGUCGUCGUUUCUACUUCACGACCGGCUGUUUAACUGCUCUGACCGCUCCGUGGCACAAGUUUGCAUAGACUGCGGCAGCCUGCUGUCGCCGCUUCUGGAAAAGCCGCCGCCUAAUUGGUCAUCUAUACGCCAUCGGAAAACCAUCUGCUUGUUGUGCAAUAAGAGCGACUCAAUUGAGACUGUAUCCGUUCCUUAUGUGUUCAAAUACUUCGUAGCAGAGCUUGCAGCAAUGAACAUUAAAAUCAAAUUAGAUGUCAAGUAAAAUUGUUGGACUGUAUUCAGUUUCUUUGCUUACGUGGAAAAUAAAGUGCCUGAAAAGUACAAUGUGAAGAAAAAAGGUGUUUAGUGUUUGUCUCACUUGUAUAAUGAAAUACAUCUGUGUCAUCAACAACAUUUUCGUAUCAAUAGCAGGACUAAUGUGGACCAUAUAACCUUGUCAAGGUCAUGCAUAGGAAUGGGAGUUAAUUCGGUUUCAGAUUAUACUUAAUUUUUUGUACUUUUGAGGAAGCGCACUAUUUAGUAAUAUUUUAAUUAUUUUAUUAAAGUAACAUUUAUUAUAAUGAA